This is a messenger RNA of Thelazia callipaeda (thelaziosis nematode), 927 nucleotides long. The record is from the annotation of a GenBank genome assembly. NCBI's taxonomy places the organism in Eukaryota, Metazoa, Nematoda, Chromadorea, Rhabditida, Thelaziidae.
GAAAUGGAUGGUGAUGAUCAGCUGUUAGACAUAACUGAUAAUGGAAGAGCUAGUACGAACGGUAGUCAUAAUCAGAGAUCGACAUCACUUUCUUUUUUCAGCGACAGUUUUAUUUUAAAACAUGGCCAAAAACCACUUUGUACUCUCUCAUUCGUAUUAGAUUUUGAAAAUGAAACCAUACGUAUGCAACUUGAGAAAGAUUUAAAAUUACUUGGAGCAAAAGUUUUGGAGACCUUUGAUCCUGACAGAAAUAAAAAACCGUCUUGUGUUAUCACAGAUCAUCCAUAUGCACGAUAUUUAGAGAAAGUAACAAGAGCAGAAAAUCCCACAGUAAAGAACAUAAAUUCCUUGCCGGUAUUGCUUCGAGCUGCAAUACGUAGUGGUGUUCGUAUAAGAUCAUCAAAUUCUUUUGUACUCAUUAUAUCAAACGUGAAAAACCGACUGAAAAUAAUCGACAGGAUGAAAAUGACACCAAUGAUAACGAAACGUGAGGUAAGCAUACGUUUGCUAAAAGCUCCAUUUAUAAAAUUAGAAAACAACAGUCAAUGUUAUAUGCCUUACUGGAAGGAAUUCAGUUCAAAUUCGAAUUUUCGUCCUAUUUACAUAGGUCAAACAGCUGGCAAAUCCAUAUUUCAUAGAGCUUCUCUUGAUGUGGGGAAACGAAAGAAAGAAAAAAGUAAUGUGAAGAUUCGAGCUCGAAGUCGUGUUGGUAAUGGAUUCUGCGAUAUUUGUACACGUAGUUGUAGAGAUCUACAGUCGGAGCAUCUGACACAUAUCCGUAGCCCUGGUUUUUACGACGAAGUGGACGCUUUAUGUGGGUCAUUUGUAAAUGAAAUCAAAGUGCCGAAAAAAAAAUCCCGAAAACAUUCGACCCGAGAAGUAUCGACUUCAAAACGUUCUUCUGGAGUCUCGGAACGACAGCCCUGA